AUGUCGUCGGGUCAAUCGACAUCAGAAACCUCGACGGCGAUUGGUGGGCCGCCACCACCGGCUCCUGGACGGGUAUCAUUUCGUGAUCUGUGUUGCCUCUUUUGUUGCCCACCUCUUCCAUCGAGUAUCGUCAGCAAACUAGCUUUUAUGCCGCCCGAGCCGUGCUAUUCGAUUACCGAUGAUUCAAGGUUAAAUUUGAUCGAUGGACGAGCCGAGUGGCCACAUGAGAUUGAAGAGCUUCGUUUGAUUGAGAUGUUUACGACCCGGACAAGACGGAGAAACAAAAUCGCUUGCCUCUACGUGCGGCCAUGCGGUGAUGCAGCACGGUACACGCUCCUCUUCUCGCACGGAAAUGCUGUCGAUCUCGGACAAAUGAGUAGCUUCUACUAUGGACUUGGAUACCGCUUGGGGUGCAAUGUGUUUAGCUACGAUUAUUCAGGUUAUGGUUGCUCGACUGGUAAAGCUAGCGAGAAGAACCUCUACGCCGAUAUUCAAGCAGCUUUUGAGGCUCUUCAAACAAGAUAUGACAUUCCUGCUGAGCGGGUGAUUCUCUACGGGCAAAGCAUCGGAACGGUGCCUUCAGUGGAUUUGGCUUCAAAACAUCCCGAUGUGGCUGCUUUGAUAUUACAUUCUCCUUUGAUGUCCGGAAUGCGAGUUGCCUUUCCGGGAACACAGCGAACUUGGUGCUGCGAUGCUUUUCCUUCAAUAGAAAAAGUACCCCGGGUCACUUGUCCUACUCUUGUUAUACAUGGAACUGAUGACGAGGUUAUCGACUUUUCACAUGGAGUCUCGAUUUAUGAGCGAUGUCCGGCUUCAGUGGAGCCAUUAUGGGUUGCCGGCGCUGGGCACAACGAUGUGGAGCUGCACGCGGCUUACUUGGAACGACUACGACUCUUCAUCGAAAGUGAGGCCGGCAAGAAACCAGCCACCACUCAAGCUUAUCAACCAAAUGGAGCCAUCAAAAGUACGCGUAACAACGACUCGGCUCGAACUGCA
Molecule: messenger RNA, 996 nt
Organism: Mesorhabditis belari
Lineage: Eukaryota; Metazoa; Nematoda; Chromadorea; Rhabditida; Rhabditidae
Source: the annotation of a GenBank genome assembly